Benincasa hispida (wax gourd) is the source of this 1737-nucleotide messenger RNA. It is a transcript of the gene DES-1-LIKE, whose product is annotated as fatty acid desaturase family protein. Gene Ontology annotation, biological process: ceramide biosynthetic process. Gene Ontology annotation, molecular function: sphingolipid delta-4 desaturase activity. Gene Ontology annotation, cellular component: membrane. The record is from RefSeq and is a predicted model, not a curated record. NCBI's taxonomy places the organism in Eukaryota, Viridiplantae, Streptophyta, Magnoliopsida, Cucurbitales, Cucurbitaceae.
UUAGAGUAGAAAUGGAUAUUUUUCCAAAAUUUUAAAAGAAUAACCAGAAGGGUUCCAUAAGAAUAGAAUAUCCCAAUCCCCAAGAGCAGCAAGUUGGCAAUGGCAACGAUACGAAGAUGGCAACAUUCUAGAUAAAACUGCGUCCACUCGAACACAACGUCCUUCUCUAAAUUUAGUAGUCACUUCCGUUUCCAUUUUCCUCUCCAUAUUUGAUCUUCUUCAAACCUCCGCCCAUUCCUAAAUAGGCAACCAGCUUCCUGUAUAAGUAUCCCGUUCUUUCUCCUCCUUAAUCCACAACCAAUUUGAUCGUUAGCAGCCCCCAGGAGAGGCAGAAUCCGCCGGAAGCAUCUUCUGGGAGCCAGGGCCACCGGCAAGCAAUCACAAUGCAAGGAGGUGAAGAGAGAGAUGAGGGUGUAAUGGCCACUGACUUCUUUUGGUCAUACACCGAUGAACCUCACGCUUCCAGGAGACGCCAGAUUCUCUCUCAGUACCCUCAGAUCCGGGAGCUCUUUGGUCCUGACCCUUGGGCUUUCUUCAAGAUUUCUGUGGUUGUUCUGCUUCAGUUAUGGACUGCUACGACCCUUCACAGUGCAGACUGGUUAAAGAUAUUGGCAAUAGCCUACUUCUUUGGCUCCUUUCUCAACCAUAACCUGUUUUUAGCCAUUCACGAGCUCAGUCACAACCUUGCCUUCUCAACACCUGAUUACAACAGGUGGCUCGGGAUUUUCGCUAAUCUCCCCAUUGGAGUCCCCAUGUCCAUCACAUUUCAAAAGUAUCACCUUGAGCACCAUCGCUUCCAAGGAGUGGAUGGCAUGGAUAUGGACGUUCCAAGCCUGACUGAAGCUCAUCUGGUGACUAACGUUGUCUCAAAAGCUAUAUGGGUUGUCUUCCAACUCUUCUUCUAUGCCCUCCGGCCAUUAUUUCUCAAACCAAAGCCCCCAGGCCAAUGGGAGUUCAUCAACUUCAUUAUUCAGAUAGCUCUUGAUGUUGCCAUGGUUUACUUAUGGAGUUGGAAGUCUUUUGCUUACCUGAUCCUCUCCACGUUCGUCGGUGGUGGGAUGCAUCCAAUGGCUGGUCACUUCAUUUCUGAACAUUAUGUCUUCAAUCCCAAACAAGAGACCUACUCUUACUACGGUCCACUUAAUCUUCUUACAUGGAGUGUAGGUUAUCAUAAUGAACACCAUGACUUCCCCAGAAUUCCAGGAAGCAAGCUUUACAAAGUGAAGGAGAUUGCACCAGAAUACUACAAUGAAUUAGAUUCAUACAAAUCAUGGAGCCAGGUGAUAUACAUGUACAUUAUGGACAGAACAGUGGGGCCAUUCAGUAGGAUGAAGAGAAUGCCAAGGAAAUCUGAGUAGUUGAUCCUUCUCUCAUCCCUUCAGAUUUUUUUGUUCGAUUCUUUCACCAUCUUUUCUGAUGGAUCAUUCUCUUUGAGCUGGUUGUGCCAUUGUUUUGUUUACAUUUGUUGAGAGUUUAUUGUUCUAUUUAGAUUGUAUAGUAGCCAGGCAUGUUCACUGUACUGUAAUCGAUUUUCAGGGCUUUUCGAGGGAUUGUUUGUAGAAGGAGCUGAGAAGUAGCGGACCUAGAUUCCCAUAGGUUUGAUAUUUUGGUUAACUUAUAAUUCUAGUACUACAUAUUUUCAUCUUAUGUGUCUUGUAUGUUUAUCUCUAGUUCAUUUCUUUAAUAGAUGAAACGCGAUAAAGUUUGAGCUAAAGUUUGAAAUUUUGAAUUAAGACC